AUGACGCAAGAAGACGUCAACACGGGGGGCAGCGACUCGGCGCUCGGCGCUCAAAAUGGCGUCGUAUACCUCCAUGGCAUUCAAUUCUGGAUGAUCUCAAGCGCGAUUGCAAUCAUGAUGUUUAUUGUAAACCUCGAAGUCCCAGUUGUCGUAACGGCUAUAGUGGCCAUCACGGACGACCUCGGCGGCUUCGAUAUCGCUAGCUGGGUGGUUUCCAGCUAUCUUCUCGGAUACGUAGCUGUCAUUGUGAUAUUCGCCAAAUCCAGCGAUGUUUUCGGCCGGAAGCUCCUCUUCCUGAUAUCAAUUGCUAUCUUCGUCCUGUUUUCUGCCGCUUGCAGCGCUGCGCAAACUACCGUCCAGCUUAUUGCCUUCCGCGCGUUGCAAGGUAUCGGUGGCGGCGGUUGUUUCUCUCUCUGCACUAUACUCAUCGUUGAGCUUGUCCCACCGGCGCAAUACACCGAAUACGUGUCGACCAUAUCAAUUGUGAACGCCCUAGCACUUCUUCUCGGCCCUAUUGUCGGCGGCGCCAUCGCCGCUGCAGUAAGCUGGAGAUGGAUCUUUAUCAUCAAUGUCCCAAUAGCAGCACCGGCAUUCAUCAUCGCAUCGCGUGCUAUUCCCAAAGAGUUUCCGUAUCACGGCCGAGCCGACCCGCAAGCCGACCCGCCCAUCCAGAAAGCCAGAGACCUAAUUAACAAGGCCACACUAAGCCGUAUCGACAUACCGGGGGCCAUUCUCAUCCUCCUCGCCACGGUGGCGCUGACGGCAGGUUUCCAAGAAGCCGAUUCACGAUUCCCAUGGGGGUCAGCGUACGUGAUUACGUUACUGGCGGGGUCGGGUCUCCUAUGGACGACCUUGAUCAUCUGGGAACGAUAUGUCACGCUUUCUAAUCGAGUGCGGGAGCCAAUCUUGCCGUGGACUUUCAUCACAAAUCGCCAAAUGCUGGGAAUCCUCCUUAAUUUCGUUCUCCUCGGUGGCCCCACGGUCAUCGCUAUGUUCCACAUCCCUCAGCGUUUUCAAUUGGUAUACGGCACCUCGGGUCUCGACGCCGGCGUUCGACUGAUACCCUUUACCGUAACAAUCCCAGCCGGGAUGAUAUUCUCCUCCACGAUUGCCGGGCGGCUGAAGGUCCCGCCGCUUUACCUCCUCCUUGCUGGAUCGUGCCUCCAAGUCAUCGGUUUCGCCUUGUUGGGGACCUUGCCUUUGUCUCUGGAGAUUCCGGGGCGCAUAUAUGGCUUCGAGUUCAUCGCCGGGUGGGGAUGUGGGAUGAACUUCGCCCUGCUAUUCGUCCUGAUCCCUUUCGUAAACGAGAAGCGCUAUCACGCUGUUGGUCUGGGGAACGGAGCCCAGUUCAGAUUUAUCGGCAGCGCCAUGGUCCUGGCCAUCUCGACUUCGGUAUUCAACGGCUACACCCGGCCCCAACUUCAGUCCUUCCUAGGCGUUACGGACGCGGGCGCUCUACUUCACGUAGGGGGUGCGCUAACAUCCUUGCCCCCCGAGAUUCAAGAGCAGGUCCGGCAGCUGCUGGCGGAGGGAUACAAUCACGCAGUCCUUGUCCUCUGCGUCUCGGCGGCGUUGCAGGUCCCUGCUUCACUUCUGAUGUGGCAAAGGGAACAGGUCCGCAUUUGAAUUGCAUAUUAGAACGAACAUUCAAGCUUGCUAUAAGUGAUAUUGGCGGUAGACGGGUAGACUGUCGUUCCUAGCGUCUUGAAAAAAACAAAUCGUAUUCUUAGGGAGAGGGGUGAGUGUGUGGGUAUAUAGGACGAUACCUAGGUACAAACCAGCCUCGAAACUGGAAUGGCAUGAAACCGAACGAUGCGGUAGUAACAAUAUAGGCAUGCUCUUCUAGGAGCCCUCGAAAGAUACAUGUAAGUUAGACAAUUCAAAAUUGAGAUAACAUCUAUUUAUGAUUGAGUUGAAAGCAACUGCAGCUUACUCUAGGUAAUUUAGGUA
This is a messenger RNA of Hypoxylon trugodes, 1950 nucleotides long. Its product is annotated as putative multidrug resistance protein fnx1. The record is from RefSeq and is a predicted model, not a curated record. Gene Ontology annotation, molecular function: transmembrane transporter activity. Gene Ontology annotation, biological process: transmembrane transport. NCBI's taxonomy places the organism in Eukaryota, Fungi, Ascomycota, Sordariomycetes, Xylariales, Hypoxylaceae. The transcript is spliced from 7 exons. Bases 1 to 1626 code for a protein of 541 amino acids.